CAACCGUGACGUCGUUGUUUAUAUAACAGGGAGGACACGUCGAGCUGUUGUUGUUUUGUAAUAUUAAAUCCGGAGUUACAGAAACAUGAUGUGGAAGAUUGUCUUCCCUGUUCUUGCGGCCGUUUUCGCCGUCGGGUUAGGAGGACUUGUAGGGGGGUUUUCCGACGUAGAUAUCAAUAACGAAGGGGUGCGUAAUGCCCUCAACUAUGCCGUCGUCCAACAUAACAGGGGCAGCAACGACAUGUACCUCAGCCAAGUAGCAGAAGUGGUCAAGGCUCAGAGACAGGUGGUUGCUGGCAUGAAGUACGUCAUCACUGUGAGAAUGGCGAAGACCCCCUGCAGAAAGGGCAGUGAAAAUGAAGUGUGCGCCAUCCACCAAGACCCAGCAAUGGCUCGGCCUUACCAGUGCACAUUCACAGUGUGGAGCCGCCCUUGGAUUAAUGAUAUCCAGCUGCUGAAGGAGACGUGCUAGAAAGAGAACCACGUGGGAAAUCUUUAGUCUUAGUAUUGUUUGCUGAAUAACCGUCAUACAGAGUCAUGUAUUCCUGUAUGCGAAACAAAAGUCAAUUUUCUGCCUAUGCUACUUCACUGCUACAUUGAAUAACUUUUGAAAGUCGGUGUGUUUCAGAUUAACCUAUAGAGUAAAGCAAUGUAAAGAUGUAUUAACUUUUAUAGGAGCAACUAAACCAAGCAAAUAACUAAUAGUUGUGGUAACCACACACUGUUUUAAAAUGAAAUGACAAUUAAAAUAGUAUGUGAACUU
Messenger RNA from Sander lucioperca (pikeperch), 763 nucleotides. RefSeq names its product cystatin C (amyloid angiopathy and cerebral hemorrhage) (gene cst3). The record is from RefSeq and is a predicted model, not a curated record. Lineage: Eukaryota; Metazoa; Chordata; Actinopteri; Perciformes; Percidae. The transcript is spliced from 3 exons. Gene Ontology annotation, molecular function: cysteine-type endopeptidase inhibitor activity. The coding region runs from base 86 to 472 and encodes 128 amino acids.